Messenger RNA from Verruconis gallopava, 2057 nucleotides. RefSeq names its product lysine-tRNA ligase. The transcript has 5 exons. The record is from RefSeq and is a predicted model, not a curated record. Gene Ontology annotation, molecular function: lysine-tRNA ligase activity; tRNA binding; ATP binding. The coding region runs from base 84 to 1973 and encodes 629 amino acids. Gene Ontology annotation, cellular component: cytosol; cytoplasm. Lineage: Eukaryota; Fungi; Ascomycota; Dothideomycetes; Venturiales; Sympoventuriaceae. Gene Ontology annotation, biological process: lysyl-tRNA aminoacylation.
CUCUUUUUUUUUCUCUUUCAAAUGCAAAAUUUUUAAGUGCCCAGCACCAUAACACACGAGACACUAGCAAGUGGAAAAUAACUAUGGCGGACACAGCUAAGGAUGCCGUAGCCGGCGUUGUCGACGCCGUGAAAAAUGCAACCAUUGGCGAGUCUUCGCAACAGGCGGGGGCUUCUGGAGGUACUGCGCCGAACUUGGUCCUUGACGAAGAGACAGGUGAGCGCGUGAGCAAGACUGAAUACAAGAAGCGAGUGAAGGCACGCGAGGCUGCUGCCAAGAAGGCCGCAAAGGCGGCAGCAGCUCCCAAGAAGGAGGUUUCCAAGAAGUCAGACAAGGUCGACAUGAGCGAUCUGAACCCAAACCAAUACUUUGAGCUGCGCAGCCGUCAGAUCAAGCACCUGCUCGAAACUAAGAACCCCAAUCCAUAUCCACACAAGUUCCACACCGAGCUGGACAUACGAACUUUUGUGGACAAGUACCAGCACCUCAAGCGCGGCGAGUAUGACCAGUCGGUCGAGCUGAGACUCGGCGCGCGGAUUCUGUCUAAGAGAGAGCUUGGCAGCAAGCUUAGGUUCUAUGUGUGCCAGGACGAAGGCGUGACAGUGCAGGUCGUGGCACAGGCGGACCACUCAGCGGACCCCCAGAAUUUCGUGCAAGAGCAUGAACACCUCCAGCGCGGCGACAUUAUUGGUAUUGUUGGCUUCCCUGGCCGCACAGAUCCUCAAGGCGAGAAGAACAAGGACAAGCCCGGCGAACUUUCGAUCUUUGCGCGGUCCGUUCAACUUUUGACACCGUGUUUGCAUCAGCUUCCGUCCGAACAUUUUGGCCUCCGAGACCAGGAAACAAGGUAUCGCCAGCGUUUCUUGGAUCUGAUCAUGAAUCGACGCACGAGAGACACAUUCGUCACGCGGACCAAGAUAGUCAAGUACAUCAGGAGCUACCUCGACAAGCGUGACUUCCUCGAGGUCCAGACACCCAUGAUGAACAAGAUUGCUGGAGGGGCCACUGCCAAGCCAUUUAUCACACACCACAAUGAGCUGAACAUGGACCUUUUUAUGCGUAUCGCGCCUGAGCUGUACCUCAAGAUGCUGGUUGUAGGCGGCCUUAAUAGGGUCUACGAAAUAGGACGACAGUUCCGAAAUGAAGGCAUAGAUUUGACUCACAAUCCCGAGUUCACUACUUGUGAAUUCUAUUGGGCAUACGCAGACUACGAAGAUGUGCUCAAAUUGACUGAGGACAUGAUAUCUUCACUCGUCAAGGAAGUUACUGGAGGCUACAUCACGGAGUUCACGACGCAAGGAGGCGAAAAGUACACGGUGAACUGGGAAGCACCAUGGCGACGUGUUGAUAUGAUCCCAGCUCUUGAAGAGGCUUGCGGAGAAAAGUUCCCUCCGGGUGAUCAGCUUCACACUGAGGAAACGAACGCCUUCCUCCGCAGGAUCCUAGCUAAGACGAAGGUAGAAUGUAGUCCACCCCUAACGAACGCCAGGAUGAUCGACAAGCUUGUUGGAGAGUUCAUCGAAGAAACUUGCAUAAACCCGACAUUCAUCUGCGGCCAUCCUCAGAUGAUGUCACCUUUAGCCAAGUACCAUCGUUCGCGCCCUGGUCUGUGCGAGCGUGCUGAAGCAUUUGUCUGUAAGAAAGAGAUUUGCAACUUCUACACGGAAUUGAACGAUCCUUUCGAUCAGCGACUGCGCUUUGAGGAGCAAGCACGCCAAAAGGAAGCUGGUGAUGACGAAGCACAGUUAGUCGAUGAGACGUUCUGCACUUCAUUGGAAUAUGGCCUGCCACCGACCGGAGGCUGGGGUUGCGGUAUCGACCGCCUGGUUAUGUUUUUGACAAAUCACUACUCGAUCAAGGAAGUGCUCACAUUUCCGUUCAUGAAAGAUGACACGAGCCGACCGGCAGAGAAGACUGCAGCCGAAAUCACUGACGUUCAGCCUAUGCCCGUGGAAGGCAUUCCACACAAAUAGAUUGGGCAGUGCUAAAUCAAACUACAGGUCUUUUUCAUGCUGAGAAUAUUUAGAUAGAGAAAUACAAUCAAAAGAUUUUUUUUA